Molecule: messenger RNA, 3005 nt
Organism: Clarias gariepinus (North African catfish)
Lineage: Eukaryota; Metazoa; Chordata; Actinopteri; Siluriformes; Clariidae
Gene: uvssa
Product: UV-stimulated scaffold protein A
Exons: 15
Coding region: 302-2482 (726 amino acids)
Biological process (GO): transcription-coupled nucleotide-excision repair; response to UV
Cellular component (GO): chromosome
Molecular function (GO): RNA polymerase II complex binding
Source: RefSeq, a predicted model, not a curated record
UUCACGGUUGCUGUGUUCUCGCUUCCGGGGAAGCACUAAAGCAGGAACAUACCAUUUAUGAAAGCUUUAUUUCAUUAAUUGCGGAAGAAAUAUGACUCGUGUUGUAAAAUUAUGACCUUGUUGUAGGUCUGACUUUCCUACACGCAGAACAUUGCCAGGACCAUCACACUGCAUCCCCGCUCCCCAUGCUUCAGUGAGCCAUGACCCUGUCGCGGGCUUUCUGGUUUACCUUCCUUGGACUACUUUUGGUUGAUGUGUGAAACAGCUAAGUGCCAAAGUCCUCCAAAAGUGGUAGAAGAGGAUGGAUCAAGAAAAGCGAGAUAAGUUGUCAGAGUUGGUGGAGGAGCUGACUACUUCUGGUGAACCACAGCUGAAUCAAGCAAAAAUGAAAGAAGUGAAGAAUAUUUGCAAGCUUUCCAAUGACUACAUUGAUCACUUCUAUCACCUUGUCAUGAUCCAGCUGAAUCAGGAUCACGCCGAGGUUCGCUUCUCUGCCUUCCAGAUGACUACUGAGCUUUUCAGUCGUUCGCAUCACUUCAGAGCUCUUUUGGUGACCAACCUUCAGGAGUUCCUGGAGCUAACGGUAGAGACAGACGUUGAGCAGCCGUUGCCUCCGCCAAAAGAGGUGGCCAGGAAGUUGAAGACCCAAGCCAUACAGACUGUACAGGCCUGGCAGUCUACCUAUGGGGAAGCCUACAAGAAGCUGGCUUUGGGUUAUCACUUUCUGAAGCAAGUUAAAAAGGUAGACUUUCAAGAUGUUGAAGCUCGAACACUGUCUGAGCGAAGGAGACGGGAGGAAAAACAGCAAAGACUUGAGAGAAUUUAUAAGGGAAAGCUUGAAAAGGCCAAGCAGGAGAUGGAAGAAUUGACUCCGGAGAUUGAGGAAUCACUGACUGAGAUGAACAACUGCCUGAGCUUGAUCAUGCCAGACAGUUUUAAUUUUUUUAGCACAGAGAAGACCACUGAAGUUAGCAGUGAACAAAACAAGGACACAGAUGUUUACGAUGAAAAGCCUUGCUGCAGCAAAGACCUUAAAGAGGGUGGAAGGACAGCAGAGACAACGGAAGGGGAAGAGGGAGAAGAGGAGAAUGAAGAGAAAGAGGAAACUAGUGGCGAGAGCGACAUGGAGGAGGCUGUGCAAGAGGAUGUGUUCAUUCGCAGCUCUGGGCUGAUGUCCCAUUCUUAUCAACUCGAUCUGAGUGUGUCCUCAGAUUUGAAUGUGAAGGAGACUGAGGAGAAUGAAGCAGUAGUAAACACUAUGAAAGAUUUGCACAGACUCAUCAGUAAUAAAUACCUCCCUGCCAUCCAGUCCUGGAUUCAGGUUUUUACAAAAGUCGGUGUGGAGGAACAGUUGAUGAAAAGAACCACUGACCUCAAAAAGUCUCUUGAGAAGGUUAUGAGGAAACAUGAUGAACUUCAUAUAGACUACAAAGCAAGGCAGAGAAGAGUGUUAAAGGCUGGGGAAGAUGAUGAUGAAGAGGAUGAUGACGAUUUUGAAGAGGUACCAGAGAAGGAGGGUUAUGAGCCACAUAUUCCUGAGCAUCUGAGGGCCGAGUACGGUCUCGAUUCAACAUCAUCUUCAUCUACUUCUGUGACUAAAAUAAAGCCAUCAAAGUCAGUGGAGAGACCUGCGGCUCCACCCAUCUCCUCAACUCUCAGCCGACCUAAAAGCAGGAGAAGUGAUGAAGAGCAGGACCCUACAUGUGCAGCCGCUACCCUGCGUGUCCUAAAAGAGAAAGUGGCCACGGCGUCAUCUGCGAGUGUCUUUGGAGGCUCUGCUAAACCCACCACUAGUUCCAUAGAACAGGGGGAGGAGAAGGAAAAAGCUCCUGUGAUUCCAUUUGGUCUGGAUCUCUACUACUGGGGAGAGGAACAACCUACCGCUGGCAAAAUCAUCAAAUACUCCUCCCAGCACCAGUUCUGGGUGCCUAAUGAAGUAGAAGAGGAGGUUGAGAACAAAGAGCUGUCUGCACAAAUGAAGUCCAGAUGCAUUACCUUUGCUGGACGUUUCCAACCUGUGGAGCACAAGUGCAAAGCCCCGAUGCCCAAUGGCUCGUUGUGUGAACGUCAGGACCGAGUCAAGUGUCCAUUUCAUGGCUUCAUAAUACCUCGGGAUGAGAUUGGGAGGCCAAUUAAUCCAGAAGAUGCAGCUCGCCUGGCAGAGGAAGAGUAUAAACGCAGAGAGGAGCAGCCAGACUGGAGAGAUCCAGAGCUCAUGAGGGAGAUUGAAGCAGCCACGGGCGAGGAUCUAGGCUCUUCUAAAACAUACGGAAAGGGUAAAAAGGCUGGGAAAGGAAAGGGAAAGAAAAGGAAACAUCCCAACCUCACAGACUUGAAGCAAACUGCCAAUACAUCUCGGUCAAGACUAGAAAAGAAGGUCUUUAAUAAAAGCUCUAUGAGACGAAUAGCAGAGGUCAUGAACAAGAUGGACACAAGAAAGCAUGAAAAAUUUGCCAACCAAUUUAACUAUGCAUUAAAAUAAGAUUCAGGGUAUUUUGCUGUCUAAAAACUGUGCUCACAGCUCCACACAAGUGUCCAAAAAUAAGCUUAUGUCUAUGGUGCUUUUUAAAAACUGUGGAAUUAAUUAAUAUUUCUUUGUUUUGUGCUGUCAAAUAAUGUUUGCAAUAAUGUAAUGUUUGAUUUCUGUACAUUUUAUAAUAUCUUACUGUAAAAUAAUGCUUGCCAAUAUAUUAUUUCUUCUUACAAAUGUAGUGAAGGUUAUCCUUAAAAAAUGUUAUGUUAUGAGAUGCAUUUCUUAUAAACUGGAUUUAUUGCAUUAGCAUUUGUAUUUAAAAUGGCAGUAAUUUAAAGUGAUUUUUUAUCUUAAAUUUUCAUAUAUCUAUUUAUUCCUUUAAAUUAGUAAUAAUAAUAAAAAGACAGUUGUUUUUUGACAUCUAUAUUUGUACGAGAUUUGUGUUUGAUGGUGUUUUUCUGUUGUAGUCAGGUCCUUAUAAGCUUUUCUUCUGCAGUUUUGCGUUUUGACUGUUUACUGUGGUGUUUGAAGA